Messenger RNA from Somion occarium, 2419 nucleotides. Lineage: Eukaryota; Fungi; Basidiomycota; Agaricomycetes; Polyporales; Cerrenaceae. The record is from the annotation of a GenBank genome assembly.
ACUGCUCUUUAUUCACAACCGCUCACUACACCGUCCUAAGCAUAUCCUUCUCGUUCAGUGAUCUAUUUCGGGAGUCUGGUACGAUAUAAUACGCGUAAAACGCGUCGUUACAACUAACUACGCGUCCGAGUCGGCAUACGCUAUGCCUCCACCUAAGGAAAUUGUGGAAUGGCUCAAUCAACGAUACCCAAAGCCUAAAGUAGACCCAGAUUGGUUGGAAGGCUGCUACUCAUGGAUCGAGGAGACUCAUGAGCUGGAUCCUGCUACUCAAAUGGACGCUAUUAUAGGUCACGUAACUGCCCAACUACUCUCUUCAGACUUCGCAGAUUCCAUGCGACCCAAGACAGGCCUUACGUCAAAUAUACACGCAUUGAAGAAGUGCACCAUGAAGGGCCCACCUAUCCUACUCGAGCUGGUCUCCCUGACGGAGAUUGCACACAGCGCCUUCAACCUCAUGAAUGUCAGGCAAACCAGAAUUGACAGAGAGGACCUCGCUGGAUUAGGGGAAGACAUUGAUGACCAGGGAAACAUGGAUGAAGACGAGGGGCCUGUCCCGAGGUAUCCCAGAGGCAUGCUGAAGAUGGAGUUGAGCGACGGAUUUACAACCCUAAACGCUAUUGAGUAUCGCCGGAUACCUGACUUGGAGCUUGGUGUCACCCCCUUGGGAUGUAAGGUCCAGAUACAUAACGUUGACAUUCGAAACGGUGUUGCGCUGCUAGAACCGAAGAACUUUACAAUCCUUGGUUAUCAGACAGAAGAUCGCGUAGCUCAGCAAGAUGCCGACUUCGUUAGAAGCCUGAAGAGAAGAUUGCAGCUACCGGAAGAUGAACCUGCAGCACCUGGUGAAGCUCCGCCAGCUCCUCCCCCAGGCCCACCUCCCGCUCCCGCUCCCAUGCCAGCACAUCCCCGAGCACCUUCUGAAGCACCCGUGCUUGCUCAAUCACUGCGGCAACCACGAAUUCGAUCGCCUCCGCGUGAAGCCAGCGCCCCAUUAGAGCCAGGACCUUCUCAUGCCCCCCAUGUCGAUGAAGAACAACGUCGACGCCGAAAAGUACCUGCAAGGAGCCCGUCUCCUCUACUUCCACCACCUCCAGCACAAGCCAGACAAACCCAUUCACGAUUCUUCCACGGCUCUGGAGCGGGAUCUAACCACGGAGCACAAGAUAAUUCUGAUGACCUGGCGGAGUAUUUGCGUCUGUCACCACAUCGAGAGUCCUCACGUCUCGUCAACAGUUCCGGCGACGAGAUUGAGGAUUGGCAAAUAGCGGAGCGAUCCACUAGGCCACGACGACCCGCUGCAUCUAAGACUGCGAGGACUACUGAGAAGCAAGCACAACUAGCUGCUAAUAAUCAAGCUGAGAGCGAUACAGACGUAGAUAUGGCGGUCCCGACAGACGGAAGCUCUGAGUUUGAUUUUGACGACGUCGGUGGGGCGUCGUUCUUCGCCGAAGUUGACAAGGUUGAAAAAGCAGCCUUGAGCCAGUAUGCCGGUUCACAAGACAGAACGCAGGUUGGCACGCAGGUCAAGAUCGAGCAAACGCAGGCAGCCAGAUCUACUACGGGCGUGACGAAUACGAAUUUCUCGACCUUUGAUACCGCAACGCUGGUUGGAGGAAGCUCGCAAAGUGCACCCGGACGAGGCUCUAGUUCCUCUGGUGGAAGUCGGAACCCUCCUUCGUCAUCUUCUCGAGGAAGAGGGAGCUCUGUUCCCGUCGAUGGUAGCAGUCGAUCGCAAUAUGCAAGAGUAAACCUUGGUGUGAUCGACUUGCUUGACGACGAUGAAGAAGAUAGGGAGAAGGAGAACAUACCUGCGCAAAGUAAGUAUGUUAGGAGACGAACGGCCACGCCUGCUGCCGCCGUAUAUGACGUUAUUGAGAUCUCCGACUGAACGUCCAACUUUGCAAUGUCCCUUCCCUGUGUCAAUACGUUCACACGGAGGAACCUUGCGAUUCGUCUAAUAUUUAUACGUACGAAUAAACAGCAAAAAUACACGACAAAAUACAUUGCACAAACUUCUGGACAGGAAAGCAAGUCAGGUAGAAGGAAAACGGCAUGUCGAAUGUUGGUUCACCUAUAACGGUAUCUUGACUAAGUGCGUCAAUCCUUCACCCAAGUAUAGCGACCUUUGCCUUCUUUUUCUUUUUGCCACCACUUGCGAAUGACCGCCAACUACCAACACGUUGUUCGCGGUUUUCUAAAGACAGAAGAUGUCAAUGAUUGAUUAAUGAAUGUAGAGUAUGCCGGAACGCACCCUCCCAGUUCACUUCUUCUUCUGCUUUGCGUUUCUUCGCGAGUUGCUCUUCCUCCUUCUUCCUUGCCUCGAGGCCCUCAUUAGCUAGAUUCAUCUUGACGGCUCUAUACCGAUAUGUCAGAUAUCAUAUAACAAUGUCCUGUAAGAAUUACUGACUUCCGUCUCCGA